Molecule: messenger RNA, 1394 nt
Organism: Halteromyces radiatus
Lineage: Eukaryota; Fungi; Mucoromycota; Mucoromycetes; Mucorales; Cunninghamellaceae
Exons: 2
Coding region: 13-1287 (424 amino acids)
Source: RefSeq, a predicted model, not a curated record
CUGCCUUUGAUUAUGCCUUCAUUGCAGAUCAUUGAUCAAGAAAACGAUGAUAUCAAUUUGAAUCAAACCACUCAUCAACCUUUAUGUUAUAUAUGUCAAAAACAAUCUUCCAACUAUAUUUGUCCAAGAUGUAACCUACGUUAUUGUUCACUUUCCUGUUAUAAACAUCAACAACAUGCUUCUUGUACGGAAUCCUUUUACAAAGAUAGUGUUAUGGCGGAAAUCAAGUCUUUGGAUGCAUGUGAUCUCAACAAGAAAACAAUGAAGAAGAUCUUGAACAAGUUUGAAGCCGAGAAUGAUCAAUUAAUAUUGGAUGAGCAACCAUUAGACGACCAACUUGAUACCAAUAUGAAAACAAUGGAACAACGAUUUGGUAGUAUGAAUAUUUCACAAACUGAUGCAUCAGAGAUCUGGGAUUUACUUUCUCCACAAGAACAGCAUGAUUUUCAAGCUUUACUUCAACUGGAUGCAUGGAAUACUUUGAAUUUACCCGAAUAUGAACCAUGGUGGACCACUCGUGCUUCCAAAAUAACAUAUAUAGAAGAAGACGAUCAAGAGGAUGAUAACGACACUACACUGCCGCCUGAACUACCUGCUUUACCUACUGCUAUUCCUGCAUUGACUGAUAUUAUGAAAUCAUCUCCUGCGCCACAUUUGAUUUAUCAUCUGGUUCAUGUACUAAUGACUUAUGCUUAUCUGGCUCGACAAUCUAUGGGCGACUUGGCAGAUGAUCUGGCAUAUGGCGUGGAAACUGUUUUUUGUUUAUCACAUUCAGUACUCUUUUCAACUGAGACUGAUCAAUUACUCAAGUUGGACGAUGUUUGUACGGAUCUACGUCGACAAAUUCAUAGUUUGGAAAAAUCAGUAACAUCAUCAUUGGAAAUCAUGUUAUUGAAGGAUACCGAAUGUUUAUUGACUUUUGGAGAUGAUUUCUCCAUCCGUGCACUGGGGGAACUAUAUCAACUGUUGGAUGUUGCAAGUAAAGAAAAACAACUUUUUGUAUCAGGAAAUAUCAAGACAGCACUAGGAACAAAGAUAUCAAGGAAAAAAGUGGGACUGGCAGCUAGAAAAGCAUACUUUUUUAUGGCGUACGCAAAUCACCUUAAAAAGGAAAAAGAUGAUACUCUCUCAUUAGUGAUGACAAUGAUCCGGGCAAAAUAUCAACAACUAGAACUUGAUCAAAGUAUAUUUGACAAAGAACACAAGGUGGCGAAAGAUAUACUAUCCAAACAGAAACAACUCAAGACAUCCGAUGUUGGUGGCAAAGCAAUAGUAGAAUUAUCAUAAAUUAGUAUAUUGAUGAUAGUUUUAGAAAUCUAUGUUAUUUUAUUUUUUUUUUCCUGACUUGUUUAUACCUUCAAAAUAAAAUAUACAGUAUAUAUUUUUUUUUAUUA